AUGUCUGCUACACGGCGCGACAUACAAAUUGAGAGUCAUGGCAAUCUGUUGGGCGGCUGGCUGUACACACCUUCUACUUUGAAGCAGAAAGAUGGCAAGUACCCUGCCAUCGUCCUUGCGCAUGGUUUGGGUGCUGUCAAAGAGAUGGCGCUCGAUAGGUACAGCGAGCGGUUCAGCGCCGCUGGCUUUUUGUGCGUUGUGUUUGACUACCGGUUUUUCGGCAGCAGCACGGGCCGCCCGCGCGGGCUGAUCGAUCCGUCGUUGCAGCUGGAAGACUGGUCCGCCGCGCUGGACUACACGAAAUCGCUCCCUGACGUCGAUACGCGCCGCAUCGGUAUAUUUGGGUCGAGUUUCAGUGGUGGCCAUGUGAUCCGUGUCGCUGCUGCGCAUCCUGAUACGGUGAGUGCCGUGGUUAGCCAAUGCCCCUUUACGGAUGGACUGGCAUCGGCGAGGCAAGUUCCGUUGCGCACGUUGCCGAGCACGGCGCUCCUUGCGCUCCGCGAUCAAUUCUUCAGUACGAACGACGAGCCCGUACGCAUCAAACUGGUGGGCGAACCCGGCGAAGUUGCGCUGAUGAGCACCGAGGAAUCGAUGAAGUACAAGGGGCUCGUCCCCCCCGGAAUGAAGCUGGAGAUUGAAGCCGUGCCUGCGCGCAUUGUAUUAAAGAUGCCGCUGCUAUAUCCUGGAAGCUACACGAGCCAGGUGCAAUGCCCCAUCAUGUUUGGUAUCUGUGGUAAGGAUAGUGUUGCACCGCCGAAGCCAACUGAGUACUAUGCAAAGAAGGCGCCGAAAGGCACGAUCAAGUACUACCCCGAAAUGGGCCACUUUGACAUCUACUUGGGCGAGAAUUUCGAAAAGGCUGUGGGAGAUUACGUGGCAUUUUUGGAUGCCGUCCUGUGA
Messenger RNA from Malassezia vespertilionis, 900 nucleotides. RefSeq lists its product as uncharacterized. The transcript has a single exon. The record is from RefSeq and is a predicted model, not a curated record. NCBI's taxonomy places the organism in Eukaryota, Fungi, Basidiomycota, Malasseziomycetes, Malasseziales, Malasseziaceae. The coding region runs from base 1 to 900 and encodes 299 amino acids. Gene Ontology annotation, molecular function: hydrolase activity.